AUGGAUCCCUCGAGCUCAGGCCUCUCGUUUGUCAUUGACGAUUCACAACUGCUUGAUCUAUCAGGGGAGCUACCCGAGUCGAACGACGUCGACGAUCUAUCGCUUUCCGACCUUUCCCUCGACCAAACUAUACGCGCAAAACCAUUUAGCUUACUCUCUCGUCCUUCACCACCAAAGGAUAGUAAGCCAAGCGACCGCUUGGUGGACCCAGAGGACCAGGGGGGCCAUGGGAGUGGAGACGAUGAAGCGCAGAGACAUGAGGAGGAAGACGAGGAAGCUGCGAAGAGGAAAGCGGCAAGAAUGCGAGAGGAGAAGCUUCAGAGCGACAUUUUUGUGCUGAGGAAACUGAAUGCCGCAUUCUCCUCUUUCAACGAGGCGCUAGAUGAGGCAGGGUCCGCAAACCAGAGGGUUGCAGCCCAGCUAGCUGAAACCGACGCCCUCCUGAACAAAUACGUGGGCAUCCUCUCAAAAAGCGAAGAAUUUGCGAAACUCAUCUUCGAUGAAGAGUGGUACGGAGCAGAAGCGGACGAUGAACAAAUAGAGCGGGAAAGGAUAGAGGAACAAGAGAGGAUAGCCAGGGAGGCUCGUGAGCGGGAGCUCGCAGCUCAACGGGAGGCGGAAAGACGCGAGAGAGAGGAACGGGAACGGCUGGAGAGGGAGGAAAAAGAAAGACUUGAAGCGGAGAAACGGGAAAGGGCUGCAGCCCGAGGUGGCGUGAGGGGAGUGAGGGGCACCAGGGCGUCUAUGAGGGGAGCCAGGACAGUGGCACCCCCAAGACCAACCUCAUCUACCUCCACCUCUUCAAGGGCCAGGCCGUCUGUGGCUCCAGGCAGCGGAAUUCCAGUCAAGAGGGGUGUCUCUUCCGGAACUGUCCGUGGAACCACCUCAAGUCGAGGUCUGUCGCGUCGAACGUAG
Messenger RNA from Coprinopsis cinerea okayama7#130, 915 nucleotides. RefSeq lists its product as hypothetical. Gene Ontology annotation, cellular component: DASH complex; mitotic spindle. NCBI's taxonomy places the organism in Eukaryota, Fungi, Basidiomycota, Agaricomycetes, Agaricales, Psathyrellaceae. The coding region runs from base 1 to 915 and encodes 304 amino acids. Gene Ontology annotation, biological process: mitotic cell cycle. The record is from RefSeq and is a predicted model, not a curated record. The transcript has 4 exons.